This is a messenger RNA of Papaver somniferum (opium poppy), 3384 nucleotides long. RefSeq names its product G-type lectin S-receptor-like serine/threonine-protein kinase At4g27290. Gene Ontology annotation, molecular function: ATP binding; protein kinase activity. The record is from RefSeq and is a predicted model, not a curated record. The coding region runs from base 1176 to 3242 and encodes 688 amino acids. Lineage: Eukaryota; Viridiplantae; Streptophyta; Magnoliopsida; Ranunculales; Papaveraceae. Gene Ontology annotation, biological process: protein phosphorylation. The transcript is spliced from 5 exons.
UUAGUUUCCUGUUCUUCCUCUCUUUGAAUUAUUUUUGUCAAGAAGAUCAUCGUUAUAUAUGGCUGUUGAGUUAAUAGGAGGAGCUGUGGUGGGUGCAGCAGUAUCAGAACUACUGAAAGUAGUUCUACAGGCUAAAGAUAGAGUUACAAAUUUCAAGUCCUGCUUCAAACAACUCGAGUCCACACUGGAAACUGUAAUGGUUAAAGUCCAACAGAUACAAAAGGCAGAUGAAGAAAGAGGAUCAGACAGUAAAAGACCUGAAGUAGAAGCAUUGGUAUCGAAGCUAACGGACGGAAGAAUUCUUGUCAAGAGGUGUCUAAAAGUUCAAUAUUGGAAUUGGUACUUGAGAAACAAGUACUCGCUUGAAAUACUUGAAUUGGACACAUACCUAGUUAAGAUUUUUCAAGUGCACGUAGCCGCAGCUAUUUGGUCCGAUGUUGGACAAAUUUUAGCUGAUAUACAACACAUGAAACACAAUUUAGCUUUGAUGAGAGAAGCAAAUGGAAACCUGGAAUGGAAUCAGAAGUUAGAUCGAUAUGAUGAACGAAGACUAAGCAGUGGAGGUUUGAUUGGUGUUACUGAAGAACUGGACCAUAAAAUAUAUCAAUUCGGAAAAGAUGUAAGUAGUAAUAGAUCUGGAAAGUCAACUUGGGCAAACUAUAAUGUCGUAGAUUUGCUUAAGGUUGAUGCUGAUGCUGGCUUACUUGGGGAAGGAAAUUUUGGUGCUGUCUACAAGGCUUCCAUGGGAACGACCAACAGUGUUGUAAUCAAGAGGUUAAAGCCAGUCGACGUAGAUAUCAUCGUGUUUGAAGAGCACAUGGAAUUUAUCGGCAGCAUUAGGCACGAAAACGUAGCUGAUCUUCGAGCAUAUUACUGUUCUAAGGCGGAGAAACUUCUUGUGUAUGAUUACUACAAUGAGGGCAGUCUUUCGGAAAUGUUGCAUGGACAAUCUGGGCCUUGUUUAACCUUCGAAACUCCGUAUUGCACUCGGUGCGGCAAAAGGCAUUGCUUAUUUACACACUCUGAAGGACGGAACCUUUUUUCACGGGAACGUAAGAUCCUCAAAUGUUUUCGUCAACGCGCAAAACUGCGGAUGCAUUUCCGACAUUGGCCUAGUUAAACUGAUCAAUCUAGAACCUAAAACUGUCAAGGCAACUGGCUAUCAAUCCCCUGACAUGACAAGCCCCAAAGAAUUCUGCCAACAAUCUGAUAUCUACAGCUUCGGAGUUGUUCUGCUCGAACUCAUCACUGGGAAAUCUCCUGCUCUUGAUAAAUGGGAUGAUGAUACCCAAGCUGUUGAUUUGGUUCAGUGGGUUCAUACUCUGUUUCCUGAUAGCGUCAGCAGAUGUAAAUUAUAUGCUUUAGAUUUACUGAAGGCAUAUAAUGACAUAAAAGACGAAUUGUUAGUGAUGCUAAAUAUAGCAAUGAUAUGUGUUUUCGAAAUUCCAGAUCACAGACCAAAAAUAAGUGAUGUAGUGAUACUCUUGGAAGAAAUUCAAAGAGUAACCGUGGUUGACGUUUACCAGGUAUCGUACAAGCAAUUUGAUGGUUUCGAAGAACGAAGACCCACUACUGGACAUUUGAUUGGUCUUACUAAGGAGACAAAGCAGAGAGUAGAUCAGUAUGAAAGACAAUUCAAGGAUGAUAUAAGUGAAGCUAAAUAUUGUGCGCCAAAAGGAAGUGGAAAGACAACUUUGGCGAACUAUAAUAUAAUCGAUUUGCUAAGGGUGGAUGCUGAUGCUGGCUUGCUUGGGGAAGGAAAUUUUGGGACUGUCUACAAGGUUUCUGCGGGAUCGACUAAUGGUGUUGUAAUCAAGAGGUUGAAGCGAGUCGACAUAGGAAUCAGGGAAUUUGAAAAGCACAUGGAAUUUGUUGGGAGCAUACGGCACCAAAAUGUAGCUGAUCUUCGGGCAUAUUACUAUUCGGAGGGAGGAAAGUUUCUCGUGUACGAUUACUACACUGAGGGUAGUGUUGCUAAGAUGAUGCAGGGAAAACCAGGAGCAGAACCCAUAUCAGGAAGUCCUAAAUGCCAUUUAGCAUGGGAGACUCGACUAAGGAUUGCAAUUGGGGCAGCAAAAGGCAUUGCUUUUCUACACACUCUAAACAGCAGAACGUUUUCACACGGGAACAUAAGAUCAUCAAAUAUUUUCAUCAACACCAAAAAUUACGGAUGCAUUUCUGACAUAGGCCUAAUUCCACUAAUCAAUCUACAGUCUCAAAUUGUUCUCAAGGAAGCUGGUUAUCAAGCCCCAGAAAUAACAGACCCGGAAUAUAACAACCAAUUAUCUGAUAUCUACAGCUAUGGAGUUCUACUUCUUGAACUCAUAACCGGGAAAUCCCCUGCUCUUAACAAAUGGGGUGAUGAUGCUGAGGCUGUUGAUUUGGUUCAAUGGGUUAUUUAUGAAAUUCGAUCGAAAUGCGCUUGUAUAUAUGUAAUGGAUUACGAUUCACGGUCAUCUGAACCCUCACAAAUCAACUCAAUGAAGGGGGUGUUGCAGAUUGCAAUGAACUGUGUUCUGGCAACUCCAAGUGAAAGGACGGACUUGAAUUAUGUGGUGAAAUUGCUUCAGGAUAUUCUUAUAGAUUACAUGAAACAGAAAUCUGAACAUAAAUCAGAAUCAGAGUUUGUAAGCGAGAGUGGAGGUUUGGCCAUUCGUGUUACUGAAGAACCGAAGCAGAUUGAAAAAGGAGUAAGCAGCAGAAAUUUAAGUACAUGUAGAUUAGGAGAUUUGGGUGAACCAGAUAUAUCUGGUUCUUCAUGUGAGUUUCUUCCAUUAUUACCGUUAGGUUGUAUACUAUUUCCUGAUACCACUGUUGAAGUUGCUGUUGAACUGGUAAAGCCGAAGAUGUAUCUGCCAUUUAAGGAUGAUACCAGUAACGCAGAGUAUCAAGCACCAAAUGGAUGUGGAAAAACAACUUUGGAAAACUAUAAUAUAGAGGAUUUGCUAAGGGUUAAUUCUGACUUAAUUGGGGAAGGAAAUUUUGGGGAGGUCUACAAUGCCUUUGGUGGGACGACUAACAGUGUUGUGAUCAAGAGGUUGAAGCGAGUUGAUAUUGAAAUCAGUGAAUUUGAAAAACACAUGGAAUUUAUUGGGAGCAUUAGGCAUGAAAAUAUAGUUGAUCUUCGAGCCUAUUACUAUUCUGAGGCGGAAAAGUUUCUCAUGUACGACUACUACGCUGAUGGUAGUGUUGUAAAUGAUGCAAGGAAAACAAGGAGCAAAACCCAUAUGGGGAAGUCCUAAAUGUCAUUUAGCUUGGGAAAGUCGACUCAGGAUUGCGAUUGGCGCAGCAAAAGGCAUUGCUUUCUUACACACACUAAACAGCGGAACUUUUUCACAUGGGAACAUUAGAUCAUCAAAUAUUUUCCUCAACACCCAAAACUAC